Molecule: messenger RNA, 2376 nt
Organism: Microtus oregoni (creeping vole)
Lineage: Eukaryota; Metazoa; Chordata; Mammalia; Rodentia; Cricetidae
Product: nuclear body protein SP140-like protein
Exons: 19
Coding region: 102-1874 (590 amino acids)
Biological process (GO): regulation of transcription by RNA polymerase II
Cellular component (GO): nucleus
Molecular function (GO): DNA binding; DNA-binding transcription factor activity, RNA polymerase II-specific; protein binding
Source: RefSeq, a predicted model, not a curated record
CCUCCUCUUUAAAGGACCUGGAAAGUGUUCUCUCUGAACAUCGGAGAGGCUCAGAGGUGGUACAAUCCUUGGCUCAAGGCACCUUCAGGGUUGUGUAGGGGAUGGCAGGAGGAGACAAUGGAUCCAGUAGCAGGGCAAGCUCAGAGUACCUGAGCGAAGAGGAGUCACCUGAGUAUGAGCUCACUUUCAAGUACUUUAAAGAAAAUAAGGUGGAAAUCGCGAGUGCCAUCACAAAGCCCUUUCCUUUCCUUAUGAGCCUCCGAGACCGUGGCUACAUCUCUGAGCAGAAGUUCCGGAAUUAUCAGCAAAGUUGUGAAAACCAGAUGCCACCGGAAAUAGUGUAUGACAUCCUCAGUGACCUACAGAACGAGUUUAGCCUGCCGCUUAUGGAAGUGAUAUUCAGCCCGACGCAUCUGAAGGCCUACCCAGAUUUAAAGGAGACUCUAAAAAACCGCCCAAAUGUGUCCAACAACCACAGGACUCCUCAGAGGAUAAAUGGAAGAGAUGCUGAUGAGAGGCCCAGACUGCCAGCACUUGUCGCAGAAGCAUCCUGUAGUCCUGGAAGUUCCCAAAUGAGUGAUGAACAGGCAGGGGAGAUACCUAGAUUCCCACAACGCAUCGGAGAGGGAAGUAGUUCUUGUGAACAAAUAUUUGAUCGACAAAAGCCCCAGGAUGACAGACCCUCAUCAGCACCAAGACCUGAAGCAGGAGCAGAGCGAUCCACAAGUGGAAAUAAGAUGUGUUCCUGUGUCAUGUGUCUCCCAGCAAAGGACCCAGAAGCAAGGAUGGGAAGUAGCCAAGCAGAUACCAUGGAGACUGGAAACAACCCUACUGUAGAAAAAUCCAAGGGGAAGAGUGGAGAAAAGAAAGCUCACAACUUGUCAAGAGUAAAACAAAGAAGGCCACAAACUGUACGGCCAAAAAAUGGCAGCAGAGUUGGUCGCCAGGCUGUCAGGAGAAAGAAAACGAAAAAGAAUCCAGGCCGUUCUGCCAAGACCAGGGUUCCGAAAAGGUGCAGAAAUAAAAAUGCAGGUUUCAGUGCUGAGCUGCUUCCCGUGACAUGUGGUAACGUGAAGGGAACAUUACACAAGGAUAAAUUCAAGCAAGGGAUCUUCGUGAAGUCCAUACAGAGUGAAGCUGGGGGCUGGUACACACCCACUGAGUUUGAAAACUUGGGAGGCCAUGGACGAUCAAAGAAUUGGAAAUUGAGUGUGCGCUGCUACAAGCGGCCCCUGAAAUUCCUGAUCCAGAAAAAAUUUCUCCCCAAUUUUCCACAAACUUAUGGCAAGAGAAAAAAGAGAAUACAGUAUUUGUCCAGUGCCCCAGCUAACGCUCAUAACUCAGAUGAAUGCGAGGUGUGCCAGAAUGUAGGGUUGCUCUUCUGCUGUGACACUUGCCCCAGAGCCUUCCAUGAGGAGUGUCACAUCCCUGCGGUGGAGGCUGAGAAGACACCAUGGAGUUGCAUCUUCUGCAGGAUGCAGUCCUUAGGAAGCCAACAGACUCAUCCAGAAUCUGAGGUACUACAGAGGCAGAUGGCGCCCCAGGAGCAGUUGAAGUGUGAAUUUGUCCUCUUGAGAGUCUACUGCUGUUCUGAGAGUUCCUUUUUCUCCAAGAUGCCAUAUUAUUAUUAUUUUAGAGAGACAUCUGUGGGUAUAAUGGAACCUAUGUGGUUGAACUUGAUCAAGAAAAAGCUUAAAGGGAGAAAAUACUCGCACGUGAAAGAGUUUGUGCAAGACAUGAGGCUCAUCUUCCAGAACCACAGGACCACGUUCAAGGACCAUAACUUUGGCCAAAUGGGACUUAGACUGGAGUCUGAGUUUGAGAAGAAUUUCAAGGAAGUGUUUGCUAUUCAGGACACAAAUGAAAACAGUUGACUGAUGUCACAGAUGUUGCUGGUGUCCUGGCACCAUGUCCUUUUCCUGCCAGGUCUUCCUAUCUGUAGUAGUGAACAUUCUUUACCGAUGCCAUCAUCUCCAGGGGAUUCUCUGGGUCACAUGGGGACAGCUGCAAAUGGGAGUUACACCUCCUGGUCUUGUGGUCCACCCCCCCUGCCUCCAGCGGGAACAAAGGGUGUGAUAGGUUGCUGUUCUUUGCUCCCCAAGGAUCUAGGCUAGAGGCAGUCUCCAGAUGGCCUGGCCCAAUUUCCCCUGUGACACAUAUGUUCCUGACAGCACUUCAUAGCUAACCAUUAUCCUCCAAGAUGUCAACUCAUGUGGUGAGACACUCCUGUAGUCCCAGCCCUUGGAAUGCUGAGGCAGGAGGAUAGCUGCAAAUGUGAUGCCAGCCUGGGCUACAUCGUGAGUUUCAGUGACUUUGGUAAUAAAGCAAGGUCCUAGUUAAAGAGCAAAUAAACAAUUCACCAAAUAAAAUUUUAAA